This is a messenger RNA of Bactrocera latifrons, 1360 nucleotides long. It is a transcript of the gene Ak1, whose product is annotated as adenylate kinase isoenzyme 1. Gene Ontology annotation, biological process: nucleoside triphosphate biosynthetic process. Lineage: Eukaryota; Metazoa; Arthropoda; Insecta; Diptera; Tephritidae. Bases 458 to 1144 code for a protein of 228 amino acids. Gene Ontology annotation, cellular component: cytosol; cytoplasm. The transcript is spliced from 7 exons. Gene Ontology annotation, molecular function: AMP kinase activity; ATP binding. The record is from RefSeq and is a predicted model, not a curated record.
AUUUCUCAACUAUUUUUAAAAACGAAAAAAAUUUAUUGUUUCCGACACGACUUCCUUAAACACUGCAAAUUAUCUUCAUUCGCGUGGGCUGAAAAUAAACGAAAUUCGCUCGUGCGCCGUAAAUAAAUAAUUUAACGCAUAAGGUCGUGUAUUUUCUUACAAGAGUGGUGUGCAGGUAUACAAAGUUUUAGUCAUUUUCAAACAUUCGCCUUGAGCGCAAGUGCCUCUAGUGUUCGGUUUAACCAAUUUGGUACCGAUUCUCGCCAGAAGCGGAAAAUUUGCGUGACUAUAGUAAAUAGGAAUUUGUUCGUCGGAAUCAUAAAACAAUUCCCCAGAAUCGAGAAGCAACAGCUGAGCACACCACUGACCGUGCAGCCGAAAUUACAAAGGCGUACAUAAACACUGCUAAAAUAUUACUCAAACUAAACGCAAAUCACAAAAGCUACAUUUAAUCAUCAUGUUAUUUAUGUGUCACCAAAUGGCGAUGAAGAAGGAAGCCAAUGACAAAUCGAAGGCCGCCGAACUUCGAAGAGCACAAAUCGGUGUUGGCGUACCAAUUGUCUGGAUUUUGGGCGGUCCCGGUUGCGGCAAAGGAACGCAAUGCGCCAAAAUUGUAGAAAAAUAUGGAUUCACACACUUGAGCUCCGGUGAUUUACUGCGCGCAGAGGUGGCCUCUGGCUCCGAUAAGGGUCGUGAAUUGGCAGCUAUCAUGAAAGAGGGAAAAUUGGUGCCAAACGAAGCUGUCUUAUGCCUGCUAGCCAAAGCCAUUGCCGAUCACAAGUGCGACUCGAAGGGCUUUCUAAUUGAUGGUUACCCACGCGAAAAGGAUCAAGGCGCAGCUUUUGAACGUCAAAUUGCACCAGCGGAUCUGAUUAUCUACUUUGAUUGUUCGGAUGAUGUUAUGGUCCAACGUAUAAUGGGACGUGCGGCUGCUUCCACAGAAGUGCGUGCCGAUGACAAUGAGGAAACCAUUAAGACUCGUCUGGCCACCUUCAGAACAAAUACAAAUGCCAUUCUAACCCAAUACAUCGAGAAAACGAUAACGCUCAACGCCGAACGUUCCGCCGAUGAUAUUUUCGUGGAUGUGCAACGCGCUCUGGAUUGUUUGAUACAGAAGAAGGCGCAGGCGGUUGCAUGCGCCUAAUCAAUGACUCACCAACAACCACAAAAACAAACAUACAUACAAAUGUAUAUGCAUCAAUUAUUUAUUUUAUAAUUAAUUUACGUGAAUGCACCUAGAUAUAGAUAUUGUAGCACAAUUCAAACACGCAUACCUGUCUACAAAUGAUAUUAGCUAAUAAUAAAAGCCAAAGAACAACAAAAAAUACAGUAUACCUUCAAGCUACUUAAACACCUUAAA